AUUUCUCUCCACGACUGAUUUCCACAUCGGCCUCUCUCUCGACUAUCCGUGCGAGAACAACGGGCUGUCUCUGUUCUGUUCUAGGGUUCCUGAGUCCAACAAAUCUGUGUAUUCAAUCCCUGAGCCAUUCUUCAGCUCUCUAAUCGAGUGGAACUUUCUUCUUCAUCGCCUACCUUUUCUGUGGCUUUCCAGUCGUAAAACUAGCUAGUUUUCAACCAGUUAAUUUAGGUUCUUCCGAGGGAAGAGAAAGCUAAGAAAGGCUAAGGCAUGUGUUUCAGAAGUAUAGGACAUCCCCAUGAUAUGUAAAACUUCUUCAACGGCAUAAUGAGCAACAGCGAAUUUGAUGGACAGGUUUUGGCUGAGAAAUUGUCGAAACUCAACAAUUCGCAGCAAAGCAUUGAAUCUUUGUCUCGUUGGUGUAUCUCUCAUCGGAAGAAGGCAAAACAGAUUGUGGAAACGUGGGCUAAAUUGUUCAACUCUUCUCAGAGGGAGCAGCGUGUUUCUUUUCUGUAUUUGGCCAAUGAUAUUUUGCAAAAUAGUAGGCGGAAAGGCAGCGAGUUUGUGAAUGAAUUCUGGAAAGCUCUUCCUGCAGCUCUCAGGCAUGUUUACGAAAAUGGUGAUGAAUAUGGAAAAAAAGCAGUAACCAGACUGGUUGACAUAUGGGAAGAAAGGAAGGUUUUUGGUUCUCGAGGGCGGAGCCUCAAAGAUGAAAUGCUGGGUAAGAAUCCUCCUCCCCUGUCUGUGAGUAAUGGAAAGAGUUCAAAUCCAAUCAAGAUAGUGAAGAGGGAUGCAAACUCAGUUAGAAUUAAAUUGGCUGUUGGAGGUCUUCCGGAGAAAAUAUUAACUGCAUUUCAAUCUGUUCUUGAUGAACAUCCUACUGAAGAAGCUGCCUUAAGCAAGUGUAAUGCCACUGUACACCAUUUGGGUAAAAUUGAGGAAGAUGUUGAAUGUACCUUAACACAAGGAAAUCAGCUGGGAUCUACUGUAGUGGAUGAGCUGCACGAACAGGAGGAUAUUCUUAAGCAAUGUGUUGGGCAACUUGAGAGUGCAGAGGCAACUAGGGCUACCUUGAUUUCCCAGCUUAAAGAAGCACUUCAGGACCAAGAAUCAAAGCUGGAAUUUAUUCGCAGCCAGUUGCAGGUUGCUCAGGAUCAGAUUGGGCGAGCAAGCAAUAUUAGGAACAGGCUGACAUCACCCACUGUUCCUGGCCCCGCAGCCACUACCAUGAACCCUAAAACAGAGGGAACAAGGGUUGCAGAACAGAAUCUGCCUUCAGUUCAAUCGACCAGUACCCUGCCUCAGCUUCCUCUUUUGCAACCUGUGGUUUCUUUUGCUCCUCUUAGAACUACUGAAGAAGAGAACAAGAAAGCAGCAGCUGCUGCUGUUGCUGCUAAGCUUGCUGCCUCUACAUCCUCUGCACAGAUGCUUACCUCUAUUCUUUCAUCCCUCGUUGCAGAAGAAGCUGCCUCCAAGAAUGGUAUCAUAAAUUCAACUGCAUUUAGUUCAGCACUAACCGUGUUCCCUCCAGAAAAACGGCCCAAACUUGAGAAACCAAUGCCUGCUCCUGACGUUAGCAGUUCUGAUGUCAGCAGCACAACCUAUUUUACCCCUCUACAACAGCAACCAAUGACCAACGUGGCACCUGCACCAUCAAGUAGCUUGCAACCCACUUCACAAGCCAACCAGAUGCAAGGUCCCUUUGCUGCUCUACCACCACCACCUCCUCCUCCACCCCCACCUUUAUCUCCUGCAACUACAGCAGUGAGUCAAUAUGUCCAAUCUGCUGGUUUGGUUGUGAUGCCUUAUGGGUAUGGAGCAAAUACCCUACCCCCUCCACCUCCUCUUCCUCCACAUGUUGCGAUGAAUUUGGCAAGGCCUGCCACCCAGCCUCCAGGACAGGGACAGCCUCAGCCUCAGCAAUCACAACAACAGCAACAGCCAGCCACUGGAGGAUUUUACCGGCCAGCAGGUAUCGGAUUCUAUGGGCAAAGUCAUCAACCAACACCACCACCAGUACCUCGGCAGUGAGUUUCCCUUGAAUCAUUGAGCCACAGAUAUUCUGUGGGGCAUUGAGUGCCUGGGUUAUGGGCAAAGACAUCAGUGUCAAAACCUUGCUUGUAAGUUCCUCUUGAAAUCACGGAGGCUGGAUGGCCACUGAAGAGGCAUUGUGUUGUUUAUGUAUAUUAUUAGAAAGUUAGUGAUGUCUUCUAGACUUUAUCCUGCAUGCAACUCUCCUUUAGAUUUCACACCUUCCCAACCCAAUAAUUGAAAAGGAUCCUUUGAUGCCCGCAAACCAGGCGAGAUGGUGCUUCAAUUAUAGUCCUCUAGUAUCUUGCUGCUGUACGGACUGGCAUCGAAUCUUAGGAACAACAAAGAACCUGAUCGGUCUCACUAACGUGUGCAAUGCUUCCGACAAUUGCAUGUACCUUGCACUCUAUGUGAGGGUAAACCCCGCCCAGCUGCCUCCACAGCCGCUACUUAACUGACUAAACAAUCCCUGUCAACCAUUUCAGUUAUCAGCUUUCUUUGGAUGCAGCCUCUGGAAAACUAUCACGUAAAACUUCAUCUGUGUUUAUCAGACGCUACCUUUUCAGUUUGACUGUUCAAAAGUAACAAGAUUAAAUAGGUAAGCUAUUGUAAUUAUAAUGCUAUAAUUUCUAGUGCAACUGUUCUCAGCUAGUGUCUUCUUGUAGGAUUGUGGUAGCAAGAAGCCAAUUAGGCUGUGUCUGGAUUUGGUAGUUA
Molecule: messenger RNA, 2742 nt
Organism: Juglans microcarpa x Juglans regia
Lineage: Eukaryota; Viridiplantae; Streptophyta; Magnoliopsida; Fagales; Juglandaceae
Product: regulation of nuclear pre-mRNA domain-containing protein 1B-like
Exons: 10
Coding region: 325-2028 (567 amino acids)
Biological process (GO): mRNA 3'-end processing
Cellular component (GO): RNA polymerase II, holoenzyme
Molecular function (GO): RNA polymerase II complex binding
Source: RefSeq, a predicted model, not a curated record